AUGAAACUCUUGAUUUUCUGUCUCGUCGUCCCAUUGCUAGCUUUUAUUCGCGACGAGGAGGCUGAAAGCUGCGGUGAACAAGUUCACAACACAGCCUUCUACCUGGACUCAACAACAACAGUGAAGGAACUGGCCCAAGUCUACACUAAUCCAUACACCCGAACCAAUUACGAGUGUAACCCCGGAACAAAAACGUUCAGUCAUGAAAAGUUAUUGAAAGCUUUUGUGCCAAAUCCAAGCCCAAAUGCAACACGCAGUGUAGUAGAGAACACCAAUUUCAAUUUCACAUUGUUUGAUGUGAAAUCGCGGAGAGAAACUUCACAUUCGGAAAUGUACAAAUUCACAUUUCAAACUAUUUACGAACUCGCCACUCAUCAAAUCACUAUCGAGUACAUGAUUGCGAUGAAAGAUAAAAAAUGCCAUUUGUUGUCUGAAACUUGGACGUGUCUGACAAGUGCACAACAUAUUGAACAACUAUUUGAUGAAAUGAGGCGUGAUAUGGGGUUGUUAUAG
Molecule: messenger RNA, 513 nt
Organism: Caenorhabditis angaria
Lineage: Eukaryota; Metazoa; Nematoda; Chromadorea; Rhabditida; Rhabditidae
Source: the annotation of a GenBank genome assembly